AAUAGAAUUUAGAAGGCAUUUAGAGUGCCACCUAAGAUUUUUAUUAAGGUUUCUAAUUUUUCAAAUGUUUCUCAAUUAAUAUAUAUGAGAUUUGACUGGUCAAGAGCAGAGACCGGAGGAAGAAGGAAAUUUACCAUCGUAUACGAAAUUGCUAAAUCAAACAUCAGUCCCUCUUUCUCGCGCUCACCUUUCUCCGAUCAUUGCUACUCCUCUCCCGUCGUCGUUCCUUUCCAUCUCCGAUCAGAUCCGAUUUUACAAGAAAGGCAGUGAAUAGGUUAGCCGGAUAAUCUCAGUUGCUAAUUCCCAAUCGUUUUUUUGUUUCAACAUUUUCCCGACCAUUGUAGACAGAUCUCGUGUUUGAAAGUUCUGUCGCUUUCUUGUUGUCGGAAGUGAAACCAUCAACUGGAUGGAGUUUUGUUCUGUCCUGUGUGCCCUAAUAUUUUUAUUUUACAUAUUGGUUUCCUUGCUCCCUACGUUAGUGCGCAUUUUCCAUUACCUGUUAAUCUUUUGGUGUCUUAAAUUGCUAAACAUGUGAUUUUCUUUAUGGAUCUUAAACAGGUCGUGAGUGGGAUAUCUGUAUAAGCUGUUUAAUAUGGAAGAAGACGAAGAAAAAACCCUCAAUGUUGCUGAUAAGCCUGUGGUAGAGAACAAUUUUGAUAUAGGGAACCCUAGUUUUAUUCCUGAUGAACACGCUCAUGAUCACGAGGAUCUACAAGGGAUUAGUUUAGUUGACGAUGACAAUUUCGAACAAGUUUCUCUAAAAGAGGAAACAUCUCUUUCAUCAACGAGUCUAGAUCCUCUGGUUCAGUCCCCACAUAGACCCAAACCAAAGGAUACAAUGCAAAACGUUUCUCCAGAGUUGCUCCAUCUAGUUGAUUCUGCCAUCAUGGGCAAGCCUGAAAGCUUAGACAAGCUAAAGAACAUUGUCACCGGUGCUGAAAGUUUUGGGUCUGGAGAUGAUGAUGCAGAGACUAUUGCUUUCCUUGUUAUUGACUCUCUUCUCGCUACAAUGGGUGGAGUUGAGAGCUUUGAAGAGGAUGAAGAUAGUAAUCCACCUAGUGUGAUGUUGAACUCUCGUGCCGCCAUUGUAUCUGGCGAGCUUAUCCCUAACCUUCCUUGUUCUGGUGACAGUGUUGUCUUCAUGUCUCCUAGGACACGCAUGGUGCGUGGCUUGCUUGCUAUCUUACGUUCUUGCACGAGGAACAGAGCUAUGUGCUCGAUGGCUGGACUGUUAAGUGUUCUCUUGAGAUCAGUAGAGGAGAUACUUGCCAAGGACGGUGAUAUGAAAUGGAAUGCAUCAGCUUUGUUGCACAGUAUACAACACUUAGCUGGACACUCACUUAGUGUUGAAGACUUGCAUACAUGGCUUCAUGUUACUAAAACAUCUCUUCCAACAGUGUGGUCAAGCCCUUUAAUGGAUGCUUUGGAGAAGGCAAUGAAUGGGAACGAAUCAAGAGGACCUUCAUGUAGCUUUGAGUUCGUUGGUGAAAGCUCAGGGCUACUUGGUCCAGGAGAAACUCGUUGGCCUUUCACUAACGGCUAUGCAUUUGCAACUUGGAUUUAUAUUGAAUCCUUUGCUGACACACUAAACGCUUCAACCGCAGCAGCCGCCAUUGCUGCAGCUUCAGCUGCCAAAUCAGGAAAGACAUCGGCUGCUGCUAAUGUACAUGCUGGUGAAGGUACAGGUCUGUUCAGCUUCUUGACUCCUGAUAAUAACCAAGGAAUCGAAGUGUACUUCUAUGCACAGUUCUUAGUAGUUGAGAGUAGUAGUGGUAAAGGAAACAAAGCUUCACUUCAUUUCACACAUGCUUUUCAGCCUCAAUGUUGGUACUUCAUUGGUCUUGAACAUACAUGCAACCAAGGACUUUUAGGGAACUCAGAGAGUGAACUGCGUCUCUACAUUGACGGUUCCUUGUAUGAGACUCUUCCCUUUGAGUUUCCUCGUAUAUCUAAACCACUUUCUUCUUGUUGCAUUGGAUCAAACCCUCCUCCUCCUGCAUCUGCUGACCGUCGUCGACGUCAGUGUGCUUUGUUUGCUGAGAUGGGACCAGUGUACAUAUUUAAAGAACCCAUUGGUCCUGAAAGAAUGACAAGAUUAGCAUCAAGAGGUGGUGAUGUUUUGCCUUGUUUUGGCAAUGGGGCUGGUCUUCCAUGGUUAGCUACAAAUGACCAUGUCCGUAAUGCGGCAGAGGAAAGCUGUCUUUUGGAUUCAGAGCUUGGAGUGUACAUUCACUUACUUUACCACCCAUGUCUACUUAGUGGACGGUUCUGUCCAGAUGCUUCUCUACCUGGAGCAGCAGGUACUUUAAGACGACCAGCUGAAGUGAUUGGACAAGUCCAGGUUGCAACAAGAAUGAAGGCAGUGGAGUCUUUCUGGGCCUUAGCUUAUGGAGGACCAAUGUCUUUGCUUCCUCUAACAGUUAACAAUGUGUGUAAAGAUACUCUUGAGCCAUCUUCUAGUAAUCUUCCUACAUACGCUCUUGCUGCACCUAUCUUUAGAAUCAUCUCAGUUGCUAUUCAACAUCCUGGGAACAAUGAAGAGCUGUCUCGUACUAGAGGCCCUGAGAUUCUAGCCACCAUCCUUGGCCACCUUCUUCACUCACUUGCAUCCCUUAGAGUAGAAGAUGAUGAACUAGUUGCUGCCAUUGUCUCGGUUUGUCAAUCUCAAAAGAUCAACCAUGCACUCAAAGUGCAGCUCUUCCGGACACUACUAUUGGACCUGAAGAUAUGGAGUGUGUGCCAUUACAGACUUCAGAAGAAUCUCUUGUCAUCACUUCAAGAUAUGGUGUUCACCGAAGCAGAAGCUAUGAGAAAUGCUGAUGCUAUUCAGAUACUUCUUGAUGGAUGUAGGAGAUGUUACUGGACGGUUCAAGAGAAAGACUCUGUCAACACUUUUUCUCUAGAUGGGGAUGUGCGACCAAUGGGGGAAAUUAAUGCAUUGGUUGAUGAGCUUUUGGUGAUUAUUGAACUUCUAAUGGGAGCAGCAUCUUCUUCCUUUGCUUCUGCUGAUGUUCAUAGAUUACUUGGCUUCAUAGUUGAUAGUCCACAGCCAAAUCAGGUUGCAAGGGUAUUGCAUCUCAUGUUCAGGUUGGUUGUACAGCCAAAUACUGCAAAGGCUCAGACAUUUGCAGAGGUGUUUAUAACAUCAAGUGGGAUAGAAACACUUCUUGUUCUUCUGCAGAGAGAAGCGAAAAUGGGUGAUGACAACAUUGUAGAAUCUGUGGCUACUACUCCUAGUGAACAGAGUCAGCACAAUGAGUCUGGUUUGUUAAAGAAGUUGGAUUCAGUUCCACAAGACAGUCAUGCUCAUGAUAGUGACUCAGUUACCAUCUCCAUCUCCAUGAAUGAUAACAGAACAUCAUCUGUUUCUGAAACCCCAUUUAGUAACAACACAAGGAACAAUACAAGAAACAAUGUUGACGAUAGUGACUGCGUUGUGGUUGGGAUCAUUAGAUUGAUUGGUGCAUUGAUUUCAAAAGGGCACUUGAAAUUCUCUCUCGGUUCCAAGUCUGAUGUCAUGAGUAACCUCAUAGGUCAUGGGAUUCAUGAAACUGGUGGAACAAUGUUUGAUGAUAAAGUAUCAUUGCUUCUAUUUGCAUUGUUGAAAGCAUUUCAAGCAGCUCCAAAUAGGUUGAUGACUGAGAAUGUCUACACAACUUUGCUUGGGACCUCGGUUAAUGCUUCAUCAACUGAGGAUGGCGUGAACAUUUAUGAUUCAGGUCAUCGCUUUGAACACCCUCAGCUUCUGUUAAUCCUCCUGCGUUCUCUGCCAUUUGCAUCUAAGGCUCUACAAAAGCGAGCACUUCAGGAUCUUCUAUUUUUGGCUUGUAGCCAUCCGGAAAACAGAAGCAGUCUGACAAAAAUGGAUGAGUGGCCUGAGUGGAUCUUGGAGACUUUAAUCUCAAACUAUGAGAGAGAUGCAGGUAAACAAUCUGCUUCACCUGGCUCUGCUGAGGUGGAAGAUCUAAUUCAUAACUUCUUGAUCAUAAUGUUGGAACAUUCAAUGCGCCAAAAGGAUGGCUGGAAGGAUAUUGAGGCUACAACUCAUUGUGCAGAGUGGCUCUCUAUUGUUGGUGGGUCUAGCACUGGAGAGAAACGCAUUAGGCGUGAGGAAUCACUACCAAUUUUCAAAAGAAGGCUUCUUGGUGGGUUGCUAGACUUUGCUGCCACAGAACUACAAGCUCAGACUCAAGUUAUCGCUGAAGCAUCAGCUGGUGUCGCAGCAGAGAGUCUAGCACCAAAAGAAGCAAAGGCUGGAGUAGAAAACGCUGCUCAGCUUUCAGUGUUUCUCGUCGAAAACACAAUUGUGAUUUUGAUGCUUGUGGAAGAUCAUUUACGACUACAAAGCAAGCAGAACUGUGCUGCAAACGCAGUUGAUGUUUCCCCAUCCCCUCUCUCUCUUGUUUAUCCCAUUAACAACCGUCCACACACAUUGACAACUGUAGGAGAAUCAUCAGAGGUUUCUAGCAGCCGUGCUUCAGUGUCCAGUGAUUCAGGAGGGGUCCAUCUAGAUAUUCUUGCUUCAAUGGCUGAUGCAAGUGGCCAGAUAUCUACAGCAGUAAUGGAGCGUCUUGCUGCUGCAGCAGCAGCUGAGCCUUAUGAAUCUGUUUCAUGCGCCUUUGUUUCAUAUGGAAGCUGUACAAUGGACUUGGCUGACGGUUGGAAGUACAGGAGUAGAUUGUGGUAUGGUGUUGGACUACCUCCUAAAACAACUUUUUUUGGUGGUGGUGGAAGUGGUUGGGAGUCUUGGAAAUGUUCUUUACAGAAAGAUGCUCAUGGAAACUGGAUUGAACUUCCUUUGGUUAAAAAAUCAGUUUCCAUGCUUCAAGCUUUGCUGGUUGAUGAGUCUGGACUUGGAGGUGGGUUAGGAAUUGGUGGAGGAUCUGGCACUGGGAUGGGAGGGGUGUCAUCUCUCUACCAGUUGCUGGAUAGUGAUCAGCCUUUCUUAUGCAUGCUUAGAAUGGUGCUCUUGUCUUUGAGGGAAGAAGACCAUGGUGAAGAUAGUCUCUUGAUGAAAAACUUAAGUUCUGAAGAUGGUUCCUCUAGUGGACCAUUAAAUAUCAGUCCUCAGAUCUCACCAUCAGCAUUAUUGUGGAGUGUGCUAUCUCCUGUUCUAAACAUGCCAAUAUCUGAUUCAAAGAGGCAGAGAGUAUUGGUUACUACAUGUGUUCUAUACUCUGAGGUAUGGCAUGCUGUAAGCAGAGACAAAAGGCCACUACGUAAGCAGUACCUAGAGGCAAUAUUACCACCAUUUGUUGCAAUUCUCAGAAGGUGGCGACCUCUUUUGGCUGGCAUUCAUGAACUUUCCACUGCUGAUGGUUUGAAUCCUCUUGUUGUUGAUGAUCGUGCUUUGGCUGCUGAUGCACUCCCCAUUGAGGCGGCUCUUUCUAUGAUCUCUCCGGAGUGGGCAGUUGCCUUUGCAUCACCUCCUUCUGCAAUGGCACUGGCCAUGGUAGCCGCAGGAGCAGCUGGUUGGGAAGCGCCUCCACCUCCAGCACCACCAGCACCUCCAUCUCUUAGGCGAGACACAUCAUUGCUUGAGCGUAAGAGUGCUAAACUUCAGAGCUUCUCCAGCUUCCAGAAGCCCUUGCAGGCUCCCAAAGAUGACACACCAGGUACACCAAGAGGUAAGGCUGCUGCAAAAGCGGCUGCUCUGGCUGCUGCACGUGAUCUUGAAAGGAGUGCCAAGAUUGGUACCGGGAGAGGUCUAAGUGCUGUUGCAAUGGCCACAUCUGGUCAGAGGAGGACUAUAAGUGAUAUGGAGCGUUUACAGAGAUGGAACGUCUCUGAAGCUAUGGGAGUAGCGUGGAUGGAAUGUCUUCAGCCAGUUGAUACAAAAUCAGUUUAUGGAAAAGAUUUUAAUGCCUUGUCUUACAAGUUUAUUGCUGUGCUUGUUGCAAGCUUUGCCUUAGCACGUAACAUGCAGAGAUCUGAGAUUGAUAGGCGUAAACGAGAUGAUAAAAUAAUGAGGAACCGCUUGUGCAUGGGAGUACGUGGAUGGCGCAAACUAGUACGUUACUUAGUAGAGAUGAGAUGCUUCUUUGGACCCUUUGGAGACCAUUUAUGCAGUCCUAAACACGUGUUCUGGAAACUUGAUUCUAUGGAAAGUUCUUUAAGGAUGAGACAGUGUUUAAGAAGGAACUACACUGGUAGUGAUCAUCCUGAGGCAGCAGUAAACUUGGAUUCUGCAUUAAAUGCACCUUUUCUUGCUGUUGAAGCAAUACCAAAGGAGAUAAUGUAUGAAGAUGAUGAAUAUAAAGAUGCAAAUGAUCUUGAACACGAAGGGAAAAAUGAAGAGAGGAUGUCUGGCUCACUUGAGGAUGCAAUAGAACUGUCAAGUGGAAUCAGUGAUCCUCGACCAUUGAGUGACCAAGAUGUGGUUCAGAAUUCUAGAGAAGUGGUUCUCAAGGAACUUGAUGAAAGGAUUGUUCUUGAAAUUUCCUCUUCUAUGGUCCGACCACUAAGGGUUGUGAAAGGAACCUUUCAGAUUACAACAAGGAGAAUAAAUUUUCUUGUUGACAUGAGUGAAUGCCAAGAUGUAGAUGGUAAGUCAGAAGGUUCAGAAGACCAACAAAGAGAUCGUAGUUGGUUGAUGUCUUCUCUUCAUCAGAUUUAUACCCGGAGAUAUCAACUGAGAAAGAGUGCUUUGGAACUAUUCAUGGUCGAUCGCUCAAACUUCUUAUUUGAUUUUGGGAACACUGAGGGAAAAACUAAUGCAUAUAGAACUAUAGUUCAAGCAAGGCCUCCUCAUUUAAACAAUAUUUACCUGACAACUCAGAGGCCAGAACAGCUUUUGAGAAGAACUCAGUUAAUGGAACGAUGGUCUAGAUGGGAGAUCAGCAACUUUGAGUACUUAAUGCAGCUCAACACGUUGGCUGGGCGUAGUUAUAAUGAUAUCACUCAGUAUCCUGUUUUCCCAUGGAUUCUGUGUGACUAUACAUCAGAAGUCCUGGACCUUUCAAAUCCAUCUAGCUUUAGAGAUCUUUCAAAGCCUAUUGGUGCAUUGAACCCAGAGCGGCUUAAAAAGUUUCAAGAACAAUAUACAAACUUUGAAGAUCCAGUAAUCCCCAAGUUCCAUUAUGGUUCACAUUACUCAAGUGCUGGAGCAGUGUUAAAUUAUUUAGCUAGAGUUGAACCUCUUACAACACUCUCAAUACAACUGCUCGGUGGAAAGUUCGAUCUUGCAGACCGAAUGUUUUCAGACAUUGCAGCCACAUGGAAAGGAGUUCUACAAGAUAUGGAGAAUGUAAAGGAGCUGGUUCCAGAGUUGUUUUACCUUCCCGAGGUGUUGACCAACGAGAAUCAUACAAAGCUUGGUACUGCAAACCUUCCUCCUUGGGCUAAAACCCCUGUUGACUUUGUACACAAGCAACGAAUGGCUCUUGAGAGUGAGCAUGUCUCUGCACAUUUGCAUGAAUGGAUUGAUCUCAUUUUUGGGUAUAAGCAACGUGGUAAAGAAGCUAUAAUGUCAAAUAAUGUUUUCUUCUAUACUACGUACGAAGGGACUGUUGAUAUUGACAAGAUCAAGGAUCUUGUACAACAACAAGCUACUCAAGACAAGAUAGCUUACCUAGGGCAAACACCGUUCCAGCUUUUGACUGUUCCUCACAUCAAAAGAAUGCCUCUUAAAGAUGUCCUUCAUAUGCAGACAAUAUUUAGGAACCCAAAGGAGAUAAAACCGUAUCCAGUUACAGCACCAGAACACUGCAACUUACCAGCAGCAGCAAUCAAGGCAUCUUCUGAUAACGUUGUGGUCGUUGACAUGAAUGGUCCUGCAGCACAUAUUGCACAGCACAAGUGGCAACCAAACACUCCCGAUGGUCAGAGUACACCUUUCAUCUUUCAUCACGCUAAGGAGGCUUCAACUGGUGUAACGUUGAUACGCAUGUUCAAGGGUGAUUCUGAGUAUCCACAAGCACAGGCUUAUGGUUCAUCAGGAAUCAGAAGUUCUUCGGUGACUGCUAUUACAAGCGAUGGAGAGAUUAUCACUGGUGGACAUGUGGAUAAUAGCAUCAAGCUAGUCUCAUCUGAUGGAGCCAAAACACUAGAAACAGCUUUUGGUCACUGUUCUCCUGUAACAUGUCUGGCGCUGUCUCCAGACAGCAACUUCCUUGUAACAGGUUCAAGAGAUACAACUCUUUUGAUGUGGAGGUUUCACAAGGGACUCACUUCUCAGACAAGUGAGUCCCAACAGACAAAAACCUCUGAGACACCUUCCUCCGCAAGCAACACCUUGAUGAACAAAGCCAAAAAGCGUCGCAUUGAAGGGCCUAUACAAGUGCUCCAUGGCCACUUAAGAGAAGUAACAUGUUGCUGUGUUAGCUCAGAUCAUGGAAUAGUUGUUUCUUCCUCUGAGUCAACAGAUGUUCUAGUGCAUUCCAUAAGGAAAGGUCGACUAAUAAGACGGAUUGUUGGCGUCAAGGCUCAUGUUCUAUGCAUCUCUUCUGGUGGAGUUUUAGUGGUUUGGAGUAGAUCAGAUCGUUCUAUCAGCACGUUCACCAUCAAUGGUGUUCUUAUUUCAAAAGCGAAACUUCCUUCCUCUUGUACUAUAAGCUGCAUGGAACUGUCCAUGGAUGGUCAAAACAUUGUGGUCGGCGUGAACUCGUUUUCCUACACUGGUGAAGAAGAUUCAUCAAGUGGAGACAAUGCAAUUAACAUACUGGACGUUCCAUCUCCAUCAAUAUGCUUCCUCAACUUAUACACUCUCAAGGUAUUCCAUGUGAUGAAGCUUGGUAAAGGGCAAAAUAUAACAGCUAUGGCUCUGAACAUAGACAAUACUAACCUCUUAGUUUCCACUGAAGAUAAACAGUUGAUCAUCUUCACCAGCCCAUCUGUAAGUUUUUUGUUACCAUGUUUACAUUUUGAGCAUUUUACUUCAGCUUCUUCAUUAGUUGCUACCAUUUUCUUACUAGUAAGAUUUGCUUAUGAAUCAGAAUCAAAUUGCUUCAAAUUGAACUCGAAGGUGGUGGAUCAGACAGUGAAACUUGGAUCGUAAUAACAUUGUAUUCAAUCAAAACCUUUCGAUAAAAUUAACGGCAAACUCACGGAACUUUACUAUGUAUAGUCAGGUUUUCACAUUUUCUUCGUAUGUAUUAUUAACUUAUGAUUAACAAUAACAGUAUACUGGUAUGGUACUUACAAACUAGAUGAUUACGUGGGAUAAGUACCGUAGAAACAAAUGUAUGUUGAUUAGUAUUACGACUUUUAUGAAUUUAAAAUUUGUCAAUGAACAUAUUUAAGGGACAAUAUAGAAAAGUUGAAAACUAUACUUGUUAACUGUCUUCAGUAUAGGGGGUAAUAUAAGAAAAACUGCAUCGAGUUACAACAAGACCGUUAAAGUUAUUAGCUGUCUUGAAUUUUAUAAGUAAUAAAUAAUACUACUACCAUAUGACUAUCUUGAGCUGUCCGUAUAACAGUUUUAAAAUAUACGUUUGCAGCGUGAUUCACGACUUUGUUUAUAUGUUUUGCCGACCAAAAUAAUUAAGGAAAUAUAUAAAGGAGGCAUAGCUGGUAAGAUAAACUCAGAUCACACACCCCGUUGAUUCACAUUAUUUCUUUCAUAACACAUACGUUUCUCUCUCUGGUCACAAUUAGAGAAGGAAAAUUUCAUCUCAUAAAGAAAUCAUCACAUCCCAAAGAAAAAAAAACGCGAAGCUGACAUCAAAACGUUCAACAGAUUUCUUCAAGUAGGAUCAGUAACCAGGUACGUCUACUUCGGGAAAUGCUAUGGUAAUAGCCACGAAGAGCCUUACAAGAAUCCACCAAUCAAACACCCUCUU
This is a messenger RNA of Brassica napus (rape), 9779 nucleotides long. RefSeq names its product BEACH domain-containing protein C1-like. Gene Ontology annotation, molecular function: protein binding. The record is from RefSeq and is a predicted model, not a curated record. Lineage: Eukaryota; Viridiplantae; Streptophyta; Magnoliopsida; Brassicales; Brassicaceae. The transcript has 29 exons. The coding region runs from base 593 to 8995 and encodes 2800 amino acids.